Fragaria vesca subsp. vesca is the source of this 471-nucleotide messenger RNA. RefSeq lists its product as uncharacterized. Bases 38 to 244 code for a protein of 68 amino acids. The transcript has a single exon. Lineage: Eukaryota; Viridiplantae; Streptophyta; Magnoliopsida; Rosales; Rosaceae. The record is from RefSeq and is a predicted model, not a curated record.
GGAGCUAGCUGAUCAAACUGAGAAGAGUUCAUCAAGGAUGAAAGACUAUGCUGCUCUACUGAUAGCUUCAGCGCUGUUUGCAUUUUUGUCACCAGGAUUGGUGUUUCAAAUGCCGGGGAAGGAGCGUCCCUUCGCUUUCAUGAACAUGAAGACGAGCGUUGCCUCCAUGUUCUUGCAUACUGUAAUCUAUGGUUUGCUCAUGAUUCUAUUGCUUGUUGUUCUUGACAUUCACAUCUAUGCUUAGGAAACACAUCGGUUAUCCAAGGAACAAGCUUUAGGUGCUUUAAAGGUUAGACUGAUUUAGCUUUCUGUGUUACUCUUAUUAUUCAUUUACUAGUUAUGCAGUGGUACGGUGCUUCACCUAUCUAUGUAUUCUACACCUUCAUAAAUUCUGCUAUGUGUAAAUGAUGAAGAGUUAUGUUGUGUAUUAAUCUAUCUGCUUAUAAAGUUAUGAACCGUUUUGUUUUGGCU